Punica granatum (pomegranate) is the source of this 1117-nucleotide messenger RNA. Lineage: Eukaryota; Viridiplantae; Streptophyta; Magnoliopsida; Myrtales; Lythraceae. The record is from RefSeq and is a predicted model, not a curated record.
UAUGGACAGGAUAGGAUGAGGAGGAGGAUAGACUGACCCAAUGGAAGCAUUGCUUCCACACCACAAACGACUCAUUCCUCGUCAGAAGCUCUGCUUCUCCUCUUCCCUCUGAAACCCGUAAACACAGGGGAUUUAUCGAAUGGCAGCCUCUGCCUGUUUAAACUAUGGCACACAGGCCAUUCGUGGGCCCCAGCAGAACCGGCCCUCGAGAGACUACUGCAUUACGAACGUGUUCAUGGGAAAUACGGACUUGAAGAAGCCAGUGACUCGGGGAGUGAGGAUCGGGAAGACUGGUCUCGGGGAUUCGAGCUCGAGGCAUAGUGCCAUACGGUGCAGCAUGGGGAUAGAAGAUUUCAUUGGCGGGGACUUGCUGAAAUUCGAUCUGGGCCAAUGGCUGUCGGAUGUUGAAGAGCACAAAGCUCUCGCGAUCUAUACUCCGCAUGAGGGUGGGUACGAGGGUCGGUACUUUACACGACUCAGAUACCAGGGUUACUAUUUUCUCGACCUUACUGCACGAGGACUAGGUGAUCCGGAGACGACCCUUUUGAAAGUUCACCCUGUUUGUCCUGCACAUGUGGGUAAGCAGCCCAUAGCAAGGUGGUAUUUCCCCCCAGAAAUCGAUUACAGGCUAGAGGCUCUGCCCCCAGAAGCUAAGGGACUCGUGGUCUGGAUUAUCGAAGCAAAGGUCUUGUCAAAGUCCGAGCUGCAGUUUCUUGCUUUGCUUCCCACUCUCAGGCCGAAAGUCAGAGUUAUUGCAGAGUGUGGCAACUGGAGAAAGUUCACGUGGAAGCCGCUCAAAGAGAUCUCUGGAUUAAUGGCAGAACCAGAAGCCUGAGCAGUAGAUCCGCAUAAGAAAAGCUUCUUGACAUCUCCAAAUUUCUCCACUUGGUUCCUCAGAUCUUGUUCUUCGCCGCACCUUGUGGCCUAUCAAGCAAAACUGAUUCAUGUCUGGUGGUGCAAUGCAGCAGCCGAUAUGUUAGUCCAGGUUAGGUUUUUCUUUGUGUUGUCUGUUGUAUAGUUUAUGGAUGUUCUUUUUUUUUUGUAAAGAAAUGACGCUCGCAUUUCUGCAAACUCUGUCGAAGUAAUGAUCACACAAGCCAAAACUCAGUUCUACAAA